AUGGCUCCCCCAAAUGCAAAAAGCUCUGAUUCUUCUUAUUCCGCAGCACAAUGGGAAUCACUCUCGUUGUACGAGAAGUUAGGAGUAUCUAGGAAUUCUACAACUAGAGAGAUUACGACUGCAUACCGAAAACUCGCAAUGAAGUACCAUCCGGAUAAAGGUGGAGAUGAAAAUAUUUUUAAAGAGAUUACCCAAGCUCACGAAAUCUUAACUGACGAUAAUAAAAGACAAAUAUACGAUAUGCACGGACUCGCUGGUCUGCAAGGCGGCAUGAGCGGCGGUCCAUCAGAAGGCAUCAACAUAUUUGAUCUUUUCUUUGGAGGCAGCGGUCCCAAGAAUUCUGGGCCAAGAAAAGGAGCUAGCGAGACUCGUACUUUAGGAUUUACGCUUGAAGAAUUCAAUUCCGGCGUUUCGAAGAAAAUUUCGAUUAACCGUAAAAAGGUUUGUACAAUUUGUAACGGCCGUGGAGCUGCUUCAGAGCACAUCAAGACUUGUCACGUCUGUGGAGGAGCCGGUCGUGUAAUAGAAACGUUCAAGACUGUAGGUUAUAUCAGUCAAAGAAACAUUGACUGUGUAGCUUGUCACUCUUCUGGUAAAAUAAUUGAUCCUUCUAACCGCUGUAAAUCUUGCAAAGGAGCGUGUAUAAUUCGAGAAUCCGAAAACAUAGACGUUAUUCUGCCUCCAGGAGCGCCCAACGGAUAUAAAAUUGUCUGUCAUGGCAAGGCUGACGAAGCACCAAACGUUAUCACUGGUGACCUAAUAAUUGUGGCACAAGAAAAAGAACAUCCAGUCUUCAAACGAAGAGGAAACGACUUAGUUUGUAACUGGACCAUUUCGCUUCGCCAGUCUUUGUUAAAAGAACCCUACGCCAUCACAAAUAUUACUGGUCAGAAAAUAUUAAUUAAACCCGAAAGUAUAAUAGCUCCAGACAUGAUCAUCAUGGUUCCCAACCACGGUAUGACCAUACUAAACUCGAUGGGCCGUGGUAACUUGUACAUUCACCACAAAGUGCAAUUCCCCACUUCGAUUUCGCGUGAGCACUUGCCUAUCCUCAACAGCAUAUUCCCAGACCCAGCAAAUAUCAAGAAAAUUUCGACUGAUGGAGCGGUUCCUGUGCCUACUAAAAUGGUUAACAGCAUGCCAACUGCUUCAAACGACAAUUACCACAAACAAAGGUCUGAAACAGAAGAUGAACACGCUAGCAACGAAGUUAGCUGCAACCAAAUGUAA
Dermatophagoides pteronyssinus (European house dust mite) is the source of this 1230-nucleotide messenger RNA. RefSeq names its product dnaJ protein homolog 2-like. Lineage: Eukaryota; Metazoa; Arthropoda; Arachnida; Sarcoptiformes; Pyroglyphidae. The record is from RefSeq and is a predicted model, not a curated record.